This is a messenger RNA of Amyelois transitella, 2440 nucleotides long. RefSeq names its product elongator complex protein 2 (gene Elp2). The record is from RefSeq and is a predicted model, not a curated record. Bases 102 to 2414 code for a protein of 770 amino acids. The transcript has 12 exons. Gene Ontology annotation, molecular function: protein binding. Gene Ontology annotation, cellular component: elongator holoenzyme complex. Gene Ontology annotation, biological process: tRNA wobble uridine modification. NCBI's taxonomy places the organism in Eukaryota, Metazoa, Arthropoda, Insecta, Lepidoptera, Pyralidae.
UUUGUUACAGCGUCGAGCGAGAAAAGUCUGUUGCGGAUCGAAACACACGUACUAAUCUCAUUUAAAUUUUUACCUUCAAAUAUAUUCUCAAUGUGAUAAAAAUGAAAGUGUCUGUAUCUCAAGUGUAUACAUCGGUCGCCUGCAAUCGCACACCGGAAAUUGUAGACUGGAAUAAUGAAGGAAUCAUUUGUUUUGGUGCUUCAUAUGCUGUUGUUAUUUACAAUACGAACAUCAAAGGCAAAGAUCCACUCACAGUGCUCAGCCAUCACCGGUCUUCCGUAAACUCUGUGAAAUGGGUCCAUGAACCAGACGGCACAUGUACAGAGUUGGUGUCUUGUUCUGCCGAUAAAACUGCAGCCAUCUGGUCCCUAAAGGAUGGUGCAUGGAAGGUGACAGCCACCUUGAAAGGACAUACUGAAGGAGUGACAUGUGUUUUCGGCAUUUACACGAAGAAUGAUGAUCUCGUUGUGUAUACAGCUGCAAUUGAUUCCAUGAUUAAAAUCUGGGAAAGAUGUGAUGAAGUCACAACCCUCAAGCAAACUAUAAGCCUUAACUCAGGCCUAUGCUUAACUCUCCAUGCUCAUCUACUGCCUAGCAAGCAGCCUGCAUUGUUCUGUGCUAUGGAUGACAACAAGAUACACAUGUUUGCUGGAGACGAGUACCAUAGAGUUCACACCCUGGCCGGCCAUGAGGACUGGGUGAGGGGGCUAGAUGUUCUUGAUGUGGACAACGACACCAUACUAUUAGCAUCAGCUUCACAAGAUACAUACAUUCGUCUCUGGCGCAUACAAAAACACGUGCCACAAGAAGAAUCCUCAGAGAUCCGAGUGGAGGAGAAACUGUUUAGCGCGCACGGCUGCGAUUGGUCCGUGAAGCUUGACGCCGUAUUGGCUGGUCACGAGGGCUGGGUGUACGGAGUUCAGUGGCACCCACGUGUCGAUAAAGACAAGCCAGUAUACCGCUUACUUUCCUCCUCGCUGGACAAAACGCUCAUAGUUUGGGAGCCAGAGUCCUCCCCACACAAAGGGGAAGGGGAGGGGGCGUGGAACGAGCGUGUCCGCGUUGGUGAAGUGGGAGGGAACGGACUUGGGUUCUACGGGAGCCGGUUCGGGCCCAAAGGGGAUAGCUUCGUGGGACACGGGUAUAACGGCUCGUUUCAUAUUUGGAAGUUGAUGAAGGAGACGGGCCAAUGGGAGCCGUCAGUAGUGUGCGGCGGCCAUUUUGGUUCUGUCGAGGACGCUCGGUGGGAGCCGCGGGGACGUUACCUCGUGAGCGUCUCCGCCGACCAGACCACGAGGCUGCAUGCGCCGUGGAAGAGACCUGAUGGGUUAGGCCAAGAAUGGCACGAGAUAGCCCGUCCUCAAGUGCACGGCUAUGACAUGUCUUCGCUGGCUGUAUUACCCAACAACAGCUUCGCUUCGUCGGCCGAGGAGAAAGUCGUUCGCGUUUUUAAAGCGCCACAUAACUUCAUCAACAACUUUAAGAAUAUAACCGGCAUUGAGUUGGAGGAAACUGAUGAUAAAGGUCCCGAAGGAGCGUCAGUGCCGUCUCUGGGUUUGUCCAACAAAGCCGUGUUUGCAGACUCCGAGCUGGACGACGAGAAUGACGGCCACUUCGUACCGGUGGAUUUGAAAGAGCCGCCGACCGAGGAGACUCUGAUGCAGCACAGCCUAUGGCCGGAGUCCCACAAACUAUACGCGCACGGCAGCGAGGUGUUCGCGCUGGACGCGGCCCGCGACGGCGCCGCGCUCGCGUCCGCCGCGCGCGCCGCGCUGCCGCCGCACGCCGCGCCUGCGCUCUGGGACACCUCGAACUGGCAACAAAUACAGAAGUUAAUAUCGCAUCAGCUCACCGUGACACAACUAGCUUUCUCGCCGGACGGUGAACACCUGUUGUCGGUGUCGCGUGACAGAAAGUGGACAUUACACCGUAGGGUGCAAGGUUCGAAGUCGUUCGAGACCGUGGCGUUUACGGACAAGAGCAACGGUGUGCACACGAGGAUAAUUUGGUGUUGUGCGUGGGCGCAUGAUAGUAGUAUGUUCGCGACUGGAUCUAGGGAGGGGAAGGUAUGCGUGUGGUCAAAAUCGUCCACAACUAGUCAAUCGUCGCUCGGCGCAUACGCAUUACUCGGCAAACCUUUGGACACCAACAUUUCUGUGACAGCACUUGCGUUCGCGCCGCUGACAAGAGAUGGCGCUAAAGUCGUGGCGGUCGGGCUAGACUCGGGCAAUAUAAGGUUUUACAAGUUUGACGGUGAAGAUUGGAACUUGCUACAUGAGAUGGAUAAUAGUGCAUCUCAUCACCUCACCGUCAAACGGUUAAUGUUCAGACCGAGUGAAAUUACAGAACCCUUGAUGUUGGCGAGCGCAGGCGCAGACCACUUUGUUCGGAUUCACGCUGUUACUAUAUCUUGAUAGUUGUAUAUUAUGAAAUAAAUAUG